Molecule: messenger RNA, 184 nt
Organism: Scutellospora calospora
Lineage: Eukaryota; Fungi; Glomeromycota; Glomeromycetes; Diversisporales; Gigasporaceae
Source: the annotation of a GenBank genome assembly
UGCAGAAGAGUAUGUAAUUGCUGAUACUAAUUUAAUUACUACUAAAAUACCAAAUAAUGAUGAGAUAAUUGAAGCUAUAAAGAAUCGUAAAUGUAUCAAACUAGGAGAUAAAGUUUUAAAUAAACUAAUAUUUUUUACAGAAGCUUUAGAAUUUAUCAAUAGGAUCUUAUUGUUUCAUGAAUAG